Molecule: messenger RNA, 3372 nt
Organism: Mauremys mutica (yellowpond turtle)
Lineage: Eukaryota; Metazoa; Chordata; Testudines; Geoemydidae
Gene: VPS26B
Product: VPS26, retromer complex component B
Exons: 6
Coding region: 812-1822 (336 amino acids)
Biological process (GO): retrograde transport, endosome to Golgi; intracellular protein transport
Cellular component (GO): endosome; retromer complex
Source: RefSeq, a predicted model, not a curated record
CCCUCCCCGCUCGCACCCCCCCAGCCCCACAGCCGGGGCCCGCUCUAGACCUUCCCACUGGGGGGACUCUCCCAGUUGCACCUCCUUCCCCCAGCACUGGUGCCCCUGCUGCAUUGCACCCCCCACCCCAAGCGGUAAGUGCUCCCGUUUUGUUACCCAGCACCCCACCCCACCACUCCUUCCUGAGUAGCGAAGGUAAGAGGUAGCAGAGCCCCCCGGAGUGCAUUGAACCCCUCAGUCUCCAGCUGCCGCGGCCCUCCCUUGUAAUUCAUCUCCUAGCAGCGGCUGCAGACUCCGUAGGCGACCUUUGUGUUGCAUCCCUUUCCUAAACAGCAGCAGCUUCUUAGGCUGUUACAUCGCCCUUCUAAACAGCUUUCUAGGCCCUCUCUUGGUUGCAUCGGACUACCCUUCCCCAAGCUGCAGCCUUCUGGGUUGCAACAUACUCCCCUUCCUAAGCAACAGAAGUUCUCUAGCGCUCUGAGGUUACUUUAUCCCUUUCCCCCAGAAAUAUAUAUUCCUCUAGUGCCUUUGAGCUGUAUUGAACCCUUUUCCGUCCUGAAGUGUCCCAGGAUUGACCCUUCCCAGGAUUCUUUAGCAUUACAGUUUUCAUCCCCAAAAUUGGACUACAUCCUCUCUCCUUAUCUGGGUUUUUGUACUGCAUCCAUCGCCAUAGUAUUUGAGCCCCUUGAAGAAAACAAAAUCCUCAGACGCAACUCCUCCAGUGCUCCCUGGAGUAGUACACCCCAUUCCCCACAGCAACCCCACUAGCCCUCUGGGAUUGCCCUUCCCUCCCCUUCUCCCCAGCAGUGAGAUGAGCUUCUUUGGGUUUGGGCAGAGUGCGGAGUUGGAGCUGGUGCUGAGCGAUGCAGAGAGCAGGCGCAGGGCUGAGCACAAGACUGAAGAGGGCAAGAAGGAGAAAUAUUUCCUCUUCUAUGAUGGGGAGACAGUAUCAGGUCGGGUCACCCUCACCCUCAAGCACCCAAACAAACGGCUGGAGCACCAAGGCAUCAAGGUGGAGUUCAUCGGACAAAUUGAGCUCUACUAUGACCGGGGAAACCACCAUGAAUUUGUCUCUCUGGUGAAGGAUCUGGCCCGUCCUGGUGAGUUCACCCAGUCACAGACAUUCGACUUUGAAUUCACACAUGUGGAAAAACCGUACGAGUCCUACACGGGGCAGAACGUGAAGUUACGGUACUUCCUCCGAGCGACCGUCAGCCGCAGAUUAAAUGAUGUGGUGAAGGAGAUGGACAUCGUUGUGCACACACUCAGCACGUACCCGGAGCUCAAUUCCUCUAUCAAGAUGGAGGUGGGAAUUGAGGAUUGCCUGCAUAUCGAGUUUGAGUAUAACAAAUCCAAGUACCACUUAAAAGAUGUGAUUGUUGGAAAAAUCUACUUCCUGUUGGUGCGGAUCAAGAUCAAACACAUGGAGAUAGAUAUCAUCAAGAGAGAGACAACGGGGACCGGCCCCAACGUUUACCACGAGAAUGACACAAUAGCUAAAUAUGAGAUCAUGGAUGGGGCACCUGUGAGAGGGGAGUCCAUUCCAAUCAGACUCUUCCUGGCGGGCUAUGAGCUGACGCCCACUAUGAGGGACAUCAAUAAGAAGUUCUCGGUGCGUUAUUACCUCAACCUGGUGCUGAUAGAUGAAGAAGAAAGGCGCUACUUCAAACAGCAGGAGGUGGUGCUAUGGCGGAAAGGAGACAUUGUGAGGAAGAGCAUGUCCCACCAGGCAGCCAUUGCCUCUCAGCGGUUUGAGGGGACGUCCUCCCAUGCUGAGGCCAGGACCCCCAGCCAACCUGCAGAAAACAACAGCCGGCAGUGAAAGGCCCUGUGGAGCGAGGCUGCAGCAGAACCCAAGUGUCCGGGGCCGGCAGCAGCAACGAGGCGAAAAGAAAAUAUUUCACACCAGAGACUUAUGAAAAUAAUCAGUUUUUUGACUUAAUUCUGAUCUUCGAAGGACCAGUAGGGUGGGGAGGGGGCAAUGUAAGCUACAGCAACCACGGCACAAAGUUGAACGUACCUCAGUGCUCCCCAACCUCCUACAUUCCUCUGGGGUAGGCUGCUUUGACACAUGCAGGGGCCAUUGGGCUGCCUGGCUUUCCUGUUGCCAUGAGACCCCUUCAGCAUGGCAGUGGGGAUGGGGAAGGGGAAAUUUGAUGCUCCUCCUCUGCGAUAGGGGUGUCACUUUGGGCAUGAAGGAGGGCAUUUUGCUGCCAUCGAGAAGCCCUCGUGAGGUGAGUGGGAGGAGGGAGCCUGAUGAAGCAUUUUAGCUGGAAGGCAGGAGAGUGUGUGAGCGGAAUUUAAGCUUGAGAUGUAGCCUGCUUGCUGUCCCGUCCCUCCCCUCCACCCCCCGUGCUGUUGCUAAGUUUCUGCUGCAAACGGUUACAUAACUAGUUGAAUCAGCCCUGUGAAUAUCAGAGCCAGAUUGUGCAGCGUAGCAAAUGAUGCUGCCUUUGUGUCCCUGCCUUGGGAGCUCAUGGAUGCAGCAUCUUGGGGUGGGGGCAGAGGGGUUAGUUAACAUUUAAAAACGCAGAUAGCAGCUGAGUGUGGAAUUGACAGGCGUAUGGAUACUGUAAAGGGCAAAUGAGGUAUGGGAGAGCUAGCUGAGCUGCUAGGCAAUGUGAGUCUGGGAGGAAACUGGCCAAUGAAAGAGUGCACAGAGCCUUGAUAGUCUUGCCUCUGGGAGGUCAGGCUGUAGUUUGUAAUCCAUGCUGUAUGAUAGAGCCACGCUGGUGCAGCUGAGUCCUGGGAAGCUUGUGUAUGUUGGAGAUAAGAGGGUAAUAGCAGAGCGGUUGUACAGAUUCCACAUGCUGCUGUGGGAAGCAGUUGCAGUCAGGUCUCUUAAGGAAUUGUACAGGGAAAAGUGUUCAGUGUGAGAGAGCAGCAUCAGUGCAGUGGCCUGUGCAGCCUCUGAAGUGCUGCAGUAAAUGUUGGACUGUUUCCCUUCUGGCUUUCUCCUUGUUUCCAGUUUAUCUGAAUGAAACUCUGCUUCAUCUGUCUCUAGGAUUCACCCCAGUGGUGCUGCGGUUAAACCGCAUGGGGACUUCCCUGAUUGGCUGAAAAUUAUCUGAAAAGGUAACCGGGUGGGACAGGAGGGGACACGGGGGUGUUCUUUAAAUGCACCUAUAUGCAAAAGGCUUGAAAGAUACCCCCUGAGCGCCUGGGAUGGGCUAUUACUAUUCCUGGCAAAUGGGACACCUGUGUUUAAGGAGUUACUGGCCUGUAUGUGCUGCCUAUUGAUGUGAAGCAAGAUGGCAGGCAAAACUUUCUGCUUCCAUACAGACAGCUCUGGAUCAGUUGGGCCUGAUGAGAACAGUAGUGGAGGUGUCUUUGGGCAUGAAGCUAUCUGAGGACCUGAGUAUGGGAUGUCUU